UUUAGACUUUAAAAUCAUGCGAUCAAGCUCUCACGUAGCUGGAAAUGGCUCAAAAUCGUCAAAAUCCCGCAAAUCAAAAUCAUCUGGUGCAGAAGAAGCAACUAGCCAGAGCCAAAAGAGCAAAAGCAUCAGCAAUAGCAGCGAAGAUUUACUCAAAAGUCUUAAAGACUACCAAUUGACUUUGGAUUCUCGAAAAAAUGACUUCCUAAAAAAAUGGAAGCUGUCUCAAGUUAAGCAAAACGCUUCGCUCAGCGAUUUUGAAGUUUUGCAGACUCUUGGAAUGGGCGCGUUUGGUCGCGUAAAAUUGAUAAAACACAAAAAAACCUCGGAGUACUACGCGAUGAAAGUUUUGGACAAGCGCAAGAUCAUAAAGACCAAACAGUUAGAGCACACUCGCAAUGAAAAAAAGGUCCUGCAGUCAAUAAAUUACCCAUUUGUGGUGACUCUCAAGUAUUUCUUCAAAGACAACUCGUAUUUGUACAUGGUAUUGCCGUUUAUUAACGGCGGUGAGCUCUUCAGUUAUUUGAGGCACAAAGGGAAGUUUACCGAGAAAGUUGCUAAAUUUUACGCAGCUCAAGUCCUGCUGGCGCUUGAGUACUUGCAUUAUUGCGGCUUAGUGUACAGAGAUUUGAAGCCAGAGAAUAUUUUGAUCAGCUGCGACGGAUAUUUGAAGCUAACAGACUUUGGAUUUUGCAAACUGAUCAAAGUCAGGACUUGGACUCUCUGCGGAACUCCUGAAUAUAUCGCGCCAGAGAUAAUCAUGUCGAAAGGCUACGGAAAAUCGGUUGAUUGGUGGAGCUUCGGGGUGUUAAUUUAUGAAAUGACUGCUGGGUACGCCCCGUUUUACUCAAAGGAUCCCAUGAAAAUUUACGAGAAGAUUGUGAAUGGAAAAUUCAAGUUUCCGGGGCAUGUUGGUGAAGAUUUGAAGGACAUCGUUAGCAAUUUGCUCCAGGUAGACUUGACGAGGAGGUUUGGGAACUUGAAAAAUGGAGUUUUGGACAUUAAGAAGCACAAGUGGUUUCAGGGGACUAAUUGGGACUACAUUUAUAAGAAGAAGUUGAAGGCUACUUAUAUUCCGGCUUGCAAGAACGAAGGUGACGCUAGUAACUUUGAUUUCUACGAUGAAACGUCGAUGACGAUUGAGUCCAAGGAUUUGUUCACUAAAGAGUUUGCAGAUUUUUGAAUAAAAGGGUUUAAUAAUUGUUAAACUCACCUUUUAGCUGUUGAAAGUAUCGAUUCAACGCGUCGUGGCAUCCUAGUACACAGUAGAGUUCUUUCGGCGGUAGUAAUUCUUGUGUACCGUUCUGAAAAGUUAUUUUAGGUUUAAUGAUAAUGCUAGUCAAAUUAAUUCGU
Cotesia glomerata is the source of this 1353-nucleotide messenger RNA. RefSeq names its product cAMP-dependent protein kinase catalytic subunit 1-like. The record is from RefSeq and is a predicted model, not a curated record. Gene Ontology annotation, cellular component: nucleus; cAMP-dependent protein kinase complex. The transcript has a single exon. Lineage: Eukaryota; Metazoa; Arthropoda; Insecta; Hymenoptera; Braconidae. Gene Ontology annotation, biological process: peptidyl-serine phosphorylation. The coding region runs from base 17 to 1183 and encodes 388 amino acids. Gene Ontology annotation, molecular function: ATP binding; cAMP-dependent protein kinase activity.